CGCAGCUUGCGGGGAGGUGGGCGUGAGGUGCUGUUCUCGGGGGAAGGGGUUUCAGCCCCCUCCUCCGCUCGCCUUGCCGCGCCGCCGGGCGGUACCGGGGGGUGCCAGAGCACACAGCCCGGUGGUGGAAAGGCCAAGGUGAACGCAGCAGGAGGAGUGUGUGAAGCCCGAGCGCAGCCGGUGGUCCCAGUCCUGCCCCCGGUGCUGCUGCGGCAGUUAAGCCGCCCUUGCAGCAACAGCAGCAGCAGCAGCAGCGAGAGGGUUCUCUCUGAUGAAAAAUCACACCCCCGCGAAGUCCGGCUCUUCCGAACGCUGCCUGCCCAGUUUUGCUUUAACAGAAAUUACUCGAAACACCACUUGAAUCAAGAUGCCAACAUUUCGGACCUCUCUCUUUUCCAAAGAGCUCAAUGACACCCGGAAAGAAGUUACAGGGUCUCGUAGCGGCUACAGUCACUCCCAUGACUCCUGAUGGACAAAUUAACCCUUCGGUGAUUUGUCAGUACGUGGAUUACCUGGUAAGAGAGCAGAACGUGAGGAACGUUUUUGUGAAUGGAACAACAGGAGAAGGGCUGUCUCUUAGUGUCCAGGAGCGGAAGCAGCUAGCAGAAGAAUGGGUGCACCAAGGAAAAGACAAAUUGGAUCAUGUGGUCGUUCAUGUGGGAGCACUAAGUCUGGCAGAGUCCCAAGAGCUGGCAAGGCAUGCAGCAGCUAUAGGUGCCAGUGGUAUUGCUGUAAUAGCCCCUUUCUUCUUCAAACCCACACACAAAGUUCGUGUUGAGGAGAUGCUGGAUGGAAUAAAAGAGCAGAUCCCCACCUUCCAGGGUGUGAAGUUCAGUGACACAGACCUCUUGGACCUUGCACAGUGUGUGAACAAGAAUGAGAGAGAACAGUUUGCAUUUCUUUAUGGAGUGGAUGAGCAACUGUUGAGUGCACUGGCAAUAGGGGCAGAUGGAGCAGUUGGAAGUACAUACAACUAUUUGGGCCAGAAAACUAAUCUGAUGUUGCAAGCCUUUGCAAAGCCAGACCUUGUGUUAGCACGGAAGUAUCAGUUUCUCAUUGGGGAAUUUCUCAGUUUUGUCAUCAAAUUAGGUUUUGGUGUUGCUCAGACUAAAGCUGUGAUGACUUUUGUUUCUGGCAUUCCCAUGGGACCUCCAAGGCUUCCACUUGUUGAUGCCUCCGAGGAGUUCACUGUCAAGGCCAAAGCCAAGCUGGAGAGCAUCCUGUGGCCUGAUGGUCACUGAUGGCCACUCCUGUGACCAUCUGGAAGUGGAGGCUCCUUUUCUGGGAUUCACUUGGCACACUCCCCACAUCCAGGGCUGUGAUUCUGUUGGACACGUGCCUGAGCCCCUUCCUGUCAGGGCUGGCCUGGUUGGCACAUGUGUAGUCACCUUUCUGUGUCACCUCCCUCACUGUGCUCACCUGGAGCACUGCACAUCCUAGGACUAACUGGUAUCUUUUACUAAAAAAUAAAUGAACAAGCACAUUUUCCCCA
Apus apus (common swift) is the source of this 1492-nucleotide messenger RNA. It is a transcript of the gene NPL, whose product is annotated as N-acetylneuraminate pyruvate lyase. Gene Ontology annotation, molecular function: 4-hydroxy-tetrahydrodipicolinate synthase activity; N-acetylneuraminate lyase activity. The coding region runs from base 408 to 1241 and encodes 277 amino acids. Gene Ontology annotation, biological process: N-acetylneuraminate catabolic process. NCBI's taxonomy places the organism in Eukaryota, Metazoa, Chordata, Aves, Apodiformes, Apodidae. The record is from RefSeq and is a predicted model, not a curated record. The transcript has 10 exons.